Messenger RNA from Anoplopoma fimbria (sablefish), 1653 nucleotides. RefSeq names its product activin receptor type-1C. Gene Ontology annotation, biological process: protein phosphorylation; activin receptor signaling pathway; cellular response to growth factor stimulus. The transcript has 9 exons. Gene Ontology annotation, molecular function: activin receptor activity, type I; ATP binding. NCBI's taxonomy places the organism in Eukaryota, Metazoa, Chordata, Actinopteri, Perciformes, Anoplopomatidae. The record is from RefSeq and is a predicted model, not a curated record. Gene Ontology annotation, cellular component: plasma membrane; activin receptor complex. The coding region runs from base 36 to 1457 and encodes 473 amino acids.
UUCAAGCGGCGUUGAUCUUCCUGUCCUUCGCCCAGAUGACUGCAGGUCUGAGGUGUGUGUGCCAGCUUUGCGCCAACCACACCUGUGAGACGACCGCAGACGGAGCCUGCUGGAACUCUGUGAUGCUGAUUGAUGGGAAGGAGGAGACGGACAAGUCGUGCAUGUCGCCCUCCGAGAUGAAGGGCCAGGUCUUCUGCUACAGCUCCCGAAAUGUCUCCAAGAGGAACUGCUGUUUUACGGACUUCUGCAACAAUGAGACUCUGCACCUAAACCCAGAGAGGCCUUUGGAAGAACCCGGCUGGAGCAGGCUGCAUCUCGCUGUGGUGAUCCUGGUGCCCUCCUGCCUGUUUUGUGUGGGGAUCCUGCUGAGUGUGUUCGUUGUGCAGAGCCACCGCUGUGUUUACAGCAGAGCCCACAAGCAGGACCCAGAGGAUCCUCUGGAUGACCGGAUGCUAAUGUCACCCGACAAAUGUCUUAAAGAUCUGAUCUAUGACAUGAGCACCUCAGGCUCUGGAUCAGGUCUGCCAUUGCUGGUCCAGCGGACUAUAGCUCGAACCAUUGUCCUGCAAGAGACCAUUGGAAAGGGUCGGUUUGGGGAGGUGUGGCGGGGAAAGUGGCGAGGAGAGGAUGUGGCGGUGAAGAUCUUCUCUUCCAGAGACGAGAGGUCGUGGUUUCGUGAAGCAGAGAUUUAUCAGACAAUCAUGCUCAGACAUGAGAACAUCUUGGGCUUUAUUGCUGCGGACAACAAAGAUAAUGGCUCGUGGACCCAGCUCUGGUUGGUGUCAGAGUACCAUGAGCAUGGCUCCCUGUAUGACUACCUGAACAGGUACACAGUCUCUCUGGAAGGCAUGGUCGUACUCGCUCUGUCCAUAGCAAGUGGACUGGCACAUCUCCACAUGGAACUUAUUGGAACACAGGGGAAACCUCCCAUUGCUCACAGAGACCUAAAGUCUAAAAAUGUCCUGGUGAAGAAGAACGGCACAGCGGUCAUCGCAGAUUUGGGUUUGGCUGUGAAACACGACUCCAGCACCAACUCCAUAGACAUACCGUCCAACCACAGAGUGGGAACCAAGAGAUACAUGGCCCCAGAAAUCCUGGAUGAGACAAUCAAUAUUAACUGCUUUGAGUCAUUCAAGAGGGCAGACAUCUACUCGCUAGGCCUGGUUUUCUGGGAACUGGCCCGAAGAUGCUCCGUUAGAGGACUUCAUGAAGAUUUCCAGCUGCCUUACUAUGACCUGGUGCCUUCGGAUCCAACCAUUGAGGACAUGAGGAAGGUAGCGUGUGAGCAGAAACUCAGACCCAACGUUCCCAACCAGUGGCAGAGCUGUGAGGCUCUGCGUGUGAUGGGAAAACUGAUGAGAGAGUGCUGGUAUGCCAACCCUGCUGCUCGCCUCACUGCUCUGCGGGUCAAGAAAACAGUGUCUCAGCUGUCUUCUAUCAAGGAUGUCAAAGAUUAGUAGGAUUUGUUGCCCUGCAGACCAGCACUGGUGCUGGCACUGGUGCAACACGAGGGACUGCCAGCAAACUGGGAGAAACUGCAAUGGUCCGAGGCUGCCCUCUUCAGGACACAAAAGCAAUGUUCACCCUCAGAGAGCAACUUGUUGAGAAGAGUUGUUUUUGAUGCCAAAGUAUUGUAGAGGGUGUCAGUGGCUG